Messenger RNA from Xyrauchen texanus (razorback sucker), 1252 nucleotides. RefSeq names its product cysteine-rich and transmembrane domain-containing protein 1-like. The coding region runs from base 266 to 667 and encodes 133 amino acids. Lineage: Eukaryota; Metazoa; Chordata; Actinopteri; Cypriniformes; Catostomidae. The record is from RefSeq and is a predicted model, not a curated record. The transcript is spliced from 3 exons. Gene Ontology annotation, cellular component: extracellular exosome.
AGCGGUUCAGUCAGCUGAUUCAAGCGCUAGUGCACCGCUGUCUAUGCCAUCCGGCCAUUGUGACCCAGUCGACAAGCGUUAUUUUGUUCGUGCCUUUAGUCUGAAAGAUUGACGGCUGACUUCAACGGCUAAGUAAUAAAACGUAAAAAUAAGCAUUUAAAAUAACAACAACCGAACGGAUAGACAAGUGUCACUGUAAUUCGCUUUACGGAGUAGGACACUCGUGCUCUUCAUCGAAAGUAGCCAGCUGACCUCCGGUGUGUAGAUGAAUUACGAGCAGCCUCCACCGUACACCGGGCCUGGACCCACGGCUCCAGGAUACCCCCCACCCAAUGCUCCAGGAUACCCUGCUCAAGGAUACCCACCUCAGGGAUUCCCACCACAAGGAUACCCUGCACAGGGAUACCAAGGAUUUCCAGCCCAGACUGACCAGCCCAACCCUGGUUACCCGAAUUACCCUCCUGGUCCUCCUGGAUCAUUCCCAGUCCAGCCAGGGUGCCAGGGAUACCCACAACAACAGUAUGGAGGCCCGAUGUAUGGAGAACCUCCCAAAAAUACAGUGUAUGUGGUGGAGCAGGGGAGGCGUGAGGAUUCUGGGGAUCAGGCGUGUCUAACUGCAUGUUGGACGGCUCUGUGCUGCUGCUGUCUCUGGGACAUGUUGACCUAGAAUAAUACCAAUAAUAUGAAUGCACUGUGAGCCCAGCCUUCAUUUGUAACAAUAUUUUACUCCACAUUUCAAUCCUUAUGUAUGACUACUGAAUAAUUUUUUGUCGUUGUUUAGUCACUUUUCUGUAGCCCAGCCUGGAUGAUGAGCACGAUAUGCACUGAGAGAUAUUUACACAUGAUUGCAUUGAUCUUAUUUGUUGAAGCAUAUUAAACCGAAUGUUUUUAUUAUUUGUCCAUUGAGAAAAUAAUGUAAUCUCUUUAUUAAUGAAUGCAGAAGUACAAAUUUAGCUUGAGCAUAGACAAGAUUUGAUAAUCAGAAAUGGCCUUGCAAAGUCUAUGAAUGUAUUUAAUCAAUUCUUGCUAAGAAAUUUGUGGUGAAAUGUCAAUCAAGGAAAAAUUUGUUUCCGUUAAUAAAAUAAUAGAAAUGAUCUUUGUUUGCUAUUUCAGAUGUUCUUUAAAAACAUUUACAGAUGUGUCCACUAUGCCUCUAUGAAUCGAUUCAAUCUUGUGAACAUGUUAAAAAUGAGGCAACAGACCAGGGGCCUGUGUAUAAAACGUCUCACAAAUGCUCGUAAGAAUUGUCUUG